CGAUAAGAUCAUGUCGCUCAAUGUGGUUGCCAUCAAGAAAGGAACACCAGCUUUUACUUUUCCUGAUGUGCAGACACCUAAAAAACUCGGUUAGACUGACGUUCUAAAGAUGAAACGUGCCGAGACUGUAGAGAGAAGAACUCAAUACGCCCUCCGCGCAUCUGAAUUUUGGUUCUUGCUACAAGAACUUAGUCUGCAUCUUCGCGUGAGUACCUUUUUCAACCAAACAAGGACGCCAUGAGCACCUAUUCCGCCUUAAACGCUACUCGAGCUCGGCAUCUCGAAAACGCUCUCCAGCUAUUCGAGACGAGUCGUGUUUCCCCAGACGCCUUUUACCCUCUGGACCUGUUCUUGAGGAAGUACUUUAGAGCGCACAAGCACGUGAAGCAUGACGAUAAACGAUUCAUAAGCGAGCACAUCUACGAGUUAGUGAAAUGGAGAGGCCUCUUGGAUCUCGUAGGCGGUCAUCCCUUUCGAUGGCACCAUCGCAUGCAGACCUACUUCAUCUCGCAGAGGUGGAAAGAUCAACAAUUUUAUGAUGGUCGUGGAGCUCUAGUGCUCUUGCUUUACGUUUAGUUGUAGUAGAACUAAAUUUUUAGAAGGGACAGGACGGGGGGUGGACUAGGACUAUCUAAGGAUGAUAAAGGACACAGCGCACAAUAAAAUAUAGUACCUGGAUCAUAUCACCAAACAAGCCUUUGGUUCUAAUACUCAGCCGCCCGUAAGAUCACAGCAGCAGCGAAAGUCGGCUUUAGCGAAGAACUGUUUGGGUCUAUAGCAAAAGCCGUAGCAUUCUCCGCCAGUCCAGGAGGAGGAGCCACGGCAUCUUCAGAAGUACUGGCUGACACUUCAAUCGCAGACUUGGUCGAGGUUGAUCACCAACAGCACCCUUUUGGUAGUGGCAGAACGCCAUCUUCAGCAUCUACAUCCUCAUCUAGAACAAGACCAAAUAGCGUCGAUCCAGCUGUUGAGAGGAAAGCACAGGCUCUAUGCAAUGUGCUAUCUGAGAAGCCAGUGUGGUUUUUGCGAGUGAACCCUCUUAGGAAAACGCGGAAAGAGGUCUACGAAGCCCUCUUGGCAAAGGAAAUUCCGGUAGAAAUGUGCAAGCACAGCGACUUGGGACUGCUUUUGCACGAUGGCGCAGCAAAAUCGAAAUUGUUGUUAUGGGAACGGAUGAGUGAGAGAGUGAAGGUGAAUUCACCAGGCGAAUUCCUUGUAGUUGUUCACUCCUUAACUUAACAGUUCUUUCACGCUACUCUAGCUUCAACCUCAUCGAGUCCGCUUUUAGAAUGAACGUCCCACCCGCAUCCUCUAAUUUCAACCCUACCCGAAAGACAUCAAGGCUGGUUUGAGUUUCAAGACGAAAGCAGCCAGUUGAUGGCUAUGGAAGUCCAGGCGCAGCCAGGAGACAAAGUGCUGGAUUAUUUUAAGAGAUGAAGUUCUUGAAGCGGAAUUUCUACCAAGUAAGUAUUAGGUCUAGUAUUAGGUCUAGUAAGUAGUACUAGUAGUUCAAGUUUAUUACAGAAGUGGCCUCUUUUGUCCAUGUUCUUCUAAUCCCCGUUCCGGCUCUGGAGGCAAAGCGUUGAUCUACGGGCCACGCAUGCGAAAUAGUGGGAACAUUUUCCUCCAUGACAUCCGAGACACAGUUCUGAGAGACGCAAAGGUUCGGAUGAGACGUGCUGGGAUACGGAACUAUUCCUUGCUACCACCAUCACAUCCAACAUUGGAGACGCUGUUUUAUGGGAAGACUUGUCAAAAAAAAUGUUGUUUUUGUUUCAUCUACAUCUUGAUCCGGAUACUAUACAUAGAACACCGCAUCACAGCCGUCACUCAGUAUCCGAGAUUUCAUCUUCUACCAUCGCAAAAUACAUACAUAUUUAUAUAUCAGUGCUUUCUGCUUCUAGAUCCGCCAGCAACAAGAACAUAUGGUCUUCGCUAAUCCCAGGGAAAAUGCGAUUGGGUAGUCGUGGACGCGCCUAAUUCAGCGAUUGGCGCUCUCAGAAAAAACCCGGAUAUGAAGUGGAGUUUCAGCGAAGACAAGCUUCUAGCCUGGGUCGGCAAGCAACGUGCGAUAUUUGAAUCGUCUUUGAAAUACGUCAAAGUUGGCGGAAAAAUAGUCUACAUGGUGAACUCCUUUUUCCCAGAAGAGUGCGCUAAACAAGUGGAAUACUUUUGUGAGAAGUACAAUCUGUACUUGUCAAGUGAACCGAAACAUGCGUUGCCGCAAAGCAAAGGACUCGAUGGGUUCUUUUGUGCAAUUUUAGAGAAGUAGGACGAUGACAAUGUGUAAUGCUAGUAUCAGCAUCGGGUGGACGAGACGUCCAUGUCCAAGUUGAUACUUCGCCGUUCGACUUUACGUGUACCUACUAGCUUCUACAUGAUAAGGAU
Molecule: messenger RNA, 2388 nt
Organism: Amoebophrya sp. A25
Lineage: Eukaryota; Dinophyceae; Syndiniales; Amoebophryaceae
Source: the annotation of a GenBank genome assembly